Messenger RNA from Vicugna pacos (alpaca), 4753 nucleotides. RefSeq names its product osteomodulin (gene OMD). Lineage: Eukaryota; Metazoa; Chordata; Mammalia; Artiodactyla; Camelidae. Gene Ontology annotation, molecular function: protein binding. The record is from RefSeq and is a predicted model, not a curated record.
CUUAUUAGUCUGCACAAGCUUGAAAGACUCUCCCAAAGAAUGCACUCAAAGUUCACUUCCAAGAGCUACAAGUUAACUCUCUGUUUAUAAUAUGAAAAGAUUAGUACGAAAAUACAGCAUUUAAGUAGUUAACUGAUACUCUUCAAGAGACAGCUCAGUGAAAUGAGUAAAUUUAUUAUAUCAGCCAAAUAUAGGUAUAAUGGUUGAUCAACAGUAGUCCCUAGCUCUAUCUUAUUCAAUACUAUAAAAUUAUUUUUUUAACUACUAAAAACAGGCAAAUGUACCUUCUGAGUGAUUUCCGUAACUAAGAGGUUAAUGUUAUUAGAAGGCAUGCUAGUGGGUAUACAUGGAAGGUGAAAAAGGAGACAGCUGAUAGAGAAGAAGGUAUACUUCUUUGUGUGGAAAAGCAAUAUAUUUCAUCUGUGUCGCCACUGACAAUGCAUUUCAUUUUAACAAUAAACUAGAUAUGAAAUGAUGUAUGUUUCUAAUCCUGGUUCCUUCUCUUAAUAAAGGUAAACACUGGUAUGAACACAAGAUAUCAGAAAACCAAGGUCUCAAGAUAACUCUGAGUUCCACCUUAAAUUGCCAAGACACUGAGUUCUGUGUUACAGUGGACCUUAAUUUGAAGAAUUCUUUGGCAUGAAAAUGAAAAUAAAAACAGUAAUCAGUACAUGCUGUUUCAUUUAGUCCUGUUUGCCUUUCAUAUUAGAGGAAAUUCCUGCUGCACCUCAAACCAAAAUUAAAGGGAAAAGAAAGACGUAGGCCGCAUAAAUCUGACCAAGAACACAAGCAUUUUAAUUUGAGUCCACAAGGUCUGGGAUAGUGAAAAGAAAUAUAUAAUUUUAAUUCAAGUCAAGUGUUUUCCAAGCAGAUUAUAUUUGCUUAAAUUGCUAUAGUAAUUCAAGGGACAGCCCUGCCUGGACACACAGUUACUGUGGAUUUUUAAGAGACUCAGUUUAAAAAUUUAGGAAUUUCUGAUUCAUUUACAGGAUUUGCAAAUUCAUCAACCCUUGAAAACUAAAGCAAACUCAACAGGACAAUAAAAGAAAGAACAUGGGCUUUUUAAGUCCACUAUGUGUCCUCUUCUUCUUCCUUGGAGUUGAAGUAUAUUGCCAAUAUGAAAGUUAUCAAUGGGAUGAUGAUUACGAGCAAGAAGUAGAUGAUGUCUACCAACCAGAAUUCCCAUUUCGUCAAAAUGUAGACUAUGGAGUUCCAUUUCAUCAGCCUAUGUCAGGCUGUGCCAGCGAAUGCUCCUGUCCACUUAACUUUCCAUCAUCGAUGUACUGUGACAAUCGUAAACUCAGGACUAUCCCAAAUAUUCCAGCAUACAUUCAACAGGUCUAUCUUCAGUUCAAUGAAAUUGAGGCUGUGACUUCAGAUUCCUUCGUCAAUGCCACUCAUCUUAAAGAAAUCAACCUCAGCCACAACAAAAUUAAAUCUCAAAAGAUUGAUCAUGGUGUGUUUGCUAAACUGUCGAAUCUACUACAACUUCACCUACAGCAUAACAAUUUAGAAGAAUUUCCAACUCUUCUUCCUAAGUCUUUGGAAAGGAUUCUUCUUGGUUACAAUGAGAUCUCCAGAGUGCAGACAAAUGCCGUGGAUGCGCUAGUAAACUUGACCAUGCUUGAUCUCUGUUAUAAUCAAAUUGAGGAUUCUACGUUACAAGGAAGAAUCUUCUCCAAAAUGGAAAACCUCAUGCAGCUCAACCUAUGUAAUAACAGAUUAGAAUCGAUGCCUCCUGGUUUGCCUUCUUCACUUAUGUAUCUGUCUUUAGAAAAUAAUUCAAUAUCUUCUAUACCAGAAAAGUACUUCAAUGGACUUCCAAAACUUCAUGCUCUAAGAAUGUCACACAACAAACUACAAGACAUCCCAUAUAAUAUUUUUAAUCUUUCCAACCUUAUAGAGCUCAAUGUUGGACACAACAAGUUGAAGCAAGCAUUCUAUAUUCCAAGAAAUUUAGAACAUCUAUACCUAGAAAAUAAUGAAAUUGAAAAUCUCAAUGUCACAGUGAUGUGCCCAACUGUUGACCUGCUAUAUUACCACCAUUUAACAUACAUUCGUGUGGACCAAAAUAAGCUAAAAGAGCCAGUAAGCUCAUACAUUUUCCUCUGCUUCCCUCAUUUACACAGUAUUUAUUAUGGUGAACAGAGAAGCGCUGAUGGUCAAACAAUACAACUGAAGACCCAAGUUUACAGGAGAUUUCCAGAUGAUUCUGAGAGUGAAGAUCACGAUGAUCAUCACGAAGGCCCGGGAGAAGAAGAGAUAGAAGAAAACGCUGACCCUCAUUAUUAUGGAAGUCAAGAAUGGCAAGAAACUAUAUAGGUAUACAUUUAUGACUUCACCUAAUCUUAUUAUUCAAUAUAAAUUUAACUAAAUGUGCAUAGCUCAUAUUAUAUAUGGAAUUGUGUAUCUGUAUAAGAUCAAAUUGAAUUUAGGUUGUUGAUAACAUCUGCAUCAUUACAUAAGAAUAGAACUUACUCAAAAUGAUCAAAGUCUUUAGAAAUGUAAAUUAGAAUGACUAGUGGGAAUCAAACAUUACACUUCAAGUAUAAAACUAUCAUCAUGUUGAGAAAAAAGCAAGUAUGGCAUUUCUACUAAGAGUAAUCUUUCUGAGAAUGAUGAAAGAAGUAGCAUUAGAAGCUAAGAACUGUUAAGACUCACUAUGAGCAUUUCGUGUAUAAAUACUAGGAGGCUCCAUUAAUGUAACAGGCAGCCAUUCAUUUAAGGAAUAGACUAUUUUCUUUGAUACGAUCUCUAGAAAAGCUUUCACACUGUAUUUGAGAUAUCAUCACCAUGACAUCCACCUCCCUGGCCCUACCACUUACAGCGUAGAAUGAUAUUUCUGACUUCAGAAGAAGUGUGGUUUACUAAGGAUCUAAGGCACACAAAUUCAUAAAAUCAACUAGUAUUGUUUUUCUCUCAGAGCACCAAAGCAACAAAAAUUUAAACCCUGCAUUUGGAUAACUAAAAACGCCAAAUCAUCAGAAUUCGUAUUCUAGCAAAUUUCACCAAUUGUACAAAACAAUGUUUUCUGUGUUCCAUUUAAACUGGAAUUUAAAUUUUAUAAAUUAAAUUUUCAUAGUAAAUUCACUAGAGGAAGGUUUUAGUUACAUAAAGACUUGCUAAUAAAUAACUGCUUUGUUUGCAAGGUUAAGUUAAUGAUAGCACAAGAAAGAAUGUCGACAUUAUUAAAUACUUCUAUUUUCCUAGCACAAUAUAUUAGAAACGCAUAUCAGCCAAUGUUUAUAAAACAAUGCUAAAGUCGAACAGAGUUCCUUUGAAAUUUGAAUGGCAGGCUUUGAUGUCUUCUUUAAAGCCUUAAAAAUCACACAUUAGUUAAAGAGUUUUAAGUAUGCCUUAUAAUGAAGAUGAUCUAACUUCUAUGGUGAACUUUCUUGAUUUACCAGGUUAACAUCUCACAGGAUUCCUCAGAUAAGGAAAAAACACAAAUCUGGGACUCCCUACACAGGGAGCCCCCAGAACGAACAGUAACAAUUUAAACAGUCUGCAAACAGACCAGACAGGUAAAACUAUAUUUUAGAAGCAGUUUUCUACUGGUGAGUCUAUUUUACUGGAGACACAGUUUAAAAUGAAGCCUCUAAUGCUCUUCACAUCUUUGAGUAGGUUAUUAGCAAAGAGUAGAAACAGAAAAGCCACCUGACCUCAGCGACAAGCUCAACAAUCCGAAUGAACACAAACAACACUCCAUUUAUUCAUUUAAUUAACAUUCAUCAAGUCAUUCGGCAUGCCGGGCUUGGCAAUGAGAAGUCAAACAGAAUACGUAAGUAGACCUCACACCAGGUGUGAGGGUAAAGGUAAGACAAAAUGCUAGUGAUAUGGGUAAAGCGCAUUGUUAAAAGCGGGAAAAAAUUUUAAGCAUCACCUCUCCCUUUAAGAAAAAUUUUUUAAGUAGGGUUAUAAAUUUAAACAUUUAUUAUGAGCCAGUAUGUGGAAAAUACUGUGGGUGCUGUAGGAGAUAAGAAAGAGAAGAUUAUUUGUUACCCAGAACAAUUUAAAAUUUAAUGAGGAGCCGUCAGGGAAAUGCAAAUCAAAACCACAAUGAGAUACCCCUUCACACUCACAGGAUGGCUAUAAUCAAAAAGACCAAUUAUGAGUGUCAGUGAGGAGGUGCGGAAAGUAAGAUCUACUCGGGAGGAAGUCAGAUGGUGCAGCCGCUUUGGAAAGCAGUCUGGCAGUUCUUCAAAAGGUUAGUUACGUAUGAUGCAGUAACUCCAACCCAGAUACAGACCCAAGAGAACUGACACGUACAUUCACACAAAAAUGUGUACACAAAUGCUCACAGCAGCAGCAUCCAUUAAUAGCCAAAAAGUGGAAACCGCCCAAAUGUCCUUCAGCUGAUGAAAAGAUAAACAAAAUGUGAUAUAUCCACACAAUGGAAUCUCAUUUAAUCAAAAGAAGUAAUGAAGGACCGACACAUGCUACCACAUGGAUGAACCACGAAAAUACGCUAGUGGAAAAUCAGUCACAGAAGACCACCUAUUGUAUGAUUCCACUCACAUGAAAUGUCUAGAACAGGCAAAUCUACAGAUUAUUGGCUGCCUGGGGUUGGGGAGCACGAUAAUAGAGGGAAAGUGGAGAAUGACUAAUAAUGGAUAGAGGAUUCUUGUUGGGUGAUUAAAAUAUUCCAAACUGACUGAUGAUUGUGCAAGUCUGAAAAUACUAAAAACUAUUGAAUUGUACACUUUAAAAGAGUGAAUUGUGUGAGAUGUAAACUAUCUCAAUAAAGCUGUUA